UCUCAGGGGGAAGGGGAGACUCGUUUCUCUACCUUAACAACAGUCGUGAGAUACGACUGGUGCGGGUCUUUCUUUUUGUAUUCUUUUGAACACUCAUCAAAUCAGACGAGCUGACGACCGGUGGCUUCGUGUUGCGAUCAAGUGUCAGGACGGUGUAUAGUUAAGAUAGGUCCCUACUCUCGAAACUGAGACUGAUAUAUUUACGUGUCUUCGCUAACGUCUAUUGUGCUCUUUAAAAAGUGAAGAAAACCAGAUUCACAUCUAUAUACAAAACAAUAAAGUGUUGGUGUUUCACAGCAGCGAUGGACCUGUUCUGUAAGAAACGGACCUUCUCGGACACACCCCAACGCCAUGGGGCAGUGAAGCGCCACGCCUCAGGGGAGGAGCUGGCCAGGAGACGGGAUGAGGGCGGCCAGAAGGUUAAGGGGGAACCCAAACCAGGCCUACCCUCCUUCAGGGCCAAGAAGCCUGCAGACAUGACCACGGAGCUCCCUGGAGGGAUCUGUGCUGCCCUGGUGUCCGUCGCUGCUGACCGGGACUGGUCCGAGACCCGUCUCUGUCAGUCUCAAGCCUCUCUCUCACACCAGCGGGACUCUGCUGAAGGUUUGAGUCCUGACCAGGACUCUGGAUUGACCCCACCCGAUGCCUGGGAUAAGACGUUCCUUUCUAUGGAACUGGAGCUGCUUGAGGAGCGGAUCAGGAAGGAGUUUAAGUACAUCAAUGCACAGCCCCUGUAUCAGGAUUACUGGCUGACCUACAUGGAGUCUCAGAGCAGUGUGUGCUGGCUGGGCGCCUCUCUGUCUGGCCUGCUCUCCCCCAGUCAGACCCGCAAGGACUCGAGCUUCUCCUGUUGGCAGGACCUGCCGGAGGUGCAGAGCCGUGGCCUGCUGACCCAGCUCUCCCUGCAGCAGAGACGGCUACAGGAGGCUAUGUUUGAAGUGAUCACCUCAGAGGCCUCCUACCUCAAGAGCUUAACGGUGGUGGUCAGUAACUUCCUGGGCUCGCGGGAGCUGGCUAUGACCCUGCACUCCAUGGAGAGACACACCCUCUUCUCCAACCUGCUGGAAGUGCGGGAUGUCAGUGAGAGCUUCCUGCUGGACCUGGAGCAGCGCCUGGAGGAGAGCUUGCUCAUGACAGACCUCAGCGAUCUGGUCCUGAAGCACAGCGAGGCCUUCAAGAGGGUCUACAUCCCCUACGUCACCAACCAGAUGUACCAGGAGGCCCUGGCCCAGCGUCUGCUGCGGGAGAACAUCAAGUUUGUGACGGUAGUGAGGAGGCUGGAGGAGCUGCCUGUGUGUCAGAGGCAGCCACUCAAGUCCUUCCUGGUGCUGCCCUUCCAGAGAAUCACUCGGCUCAAGAUCGUCCUGGAGAACAUCCUGAAGUUGUCUGAUCCUGAGUCACUGGUAAUCCCAUCACUCAAGCAGGCUAUCAGGGCUGUGGGUGAGAUUGUGUCGGAGUGCAAUGACAACGUCAGAAGGAUGAAGCAGACGGAGGAGCUGGUGCUCCUUGAACAGCAAACAGUGUUUCGCAAAGUCAAGUCCAUCCCAUUGAUCACUAGAGGGCGCUGUCUGGUGCGUCAGGGGGAGCUGCUCCAGGUCAUCGUGGAGGAAGCCAGUGGGGGCUCCAGAAUCAAAAUCGCCAUGAAACCGGUGCAGCUCCAUCUCUUCAACGACCUGCUGCUGAUAUCCGGGAAAAAGGAGGAGGGGCGGUUCAGUGUCCUGGACUACGCCCAGACUAGCAAUGUGAAGGCGGAGAGGCUGACAGCGAAAUCCCUGGGACUGCCCAGUGAAACCUUUCUUCUGCACCUCACUGAAAACCACGCAGGCUCGGCCAGCGCUCUCAUCCUGCAGGCUCACAGCAAAAGCAGAGCAGUAAUUCAGAACACCGCUAUCCUUGAGAGCAAUCGCAUCGUUACCGCUGAGAACCCUUCCUUCUCAACACAUUGCCCGCUCUCUUUGAGCCCACACCCAAUUCUGGACAGAUACCUGGAACUGGGCAUACACCUUCAUGGACUCUUCAUACAAUAAUCAAUGCUUUUUUUUUUUUUUGCAGAAUACUGUGUGUACAUAGCACGUUUUUAUAUGUUAAAUAAAAACAUUAAUAAAUUAACUUUUUAAUAAAAUUUAA
Molecule: messenger RNA, 2127 nt
Organism: Acipenser ruthenus (sterlet)
Lineage: Eukaryota; Metazoa; Chordata; Actinopteri; Acipenseriformes; Acipenseridae
Product: rho guanine nucleotide exchange factor 19-like
Exons: 13
Coding region: 303-2027 (574 amino acids)
Biological process (GO): activation of GTPase activity
Cellular component (GO): nucleus; cytoplasm
Molecular function (GO): guanyl-nucleotide exchange factor activity
Source: RefSeq, a predicted model, not a curated record